AUGAACGGUUCCGAGUUAGAUCACUACGAGGAACAAGAGAGAGAAUGGAAGGCAAGAGAAGAAGCGAAGAUCGACAUAAAGGAGGAGAUCAAAAGGGCUAUGAAAGAGCUGCAGUGCAUCCCAGACGUCGCCGGACUGAGUUAUGCAGAAUUGUGUAUCCAUCCAGAUUUGAACCUUCCCGAAGGGUUCAAAAUUCCGAAGUUUGAUACCUUCGGAGGAGUAGGAAACCCCAUGGCGCAUUUGAGAGCGUACUAUGACCAGCUCGUGGGAGUUGGCAAAGAUGAGGCUUUAUUGAUGAGGCUUUUCAGCCGGAGUCUGUGCGGGGAGGCCCUCGAAUGGUUUACGUCACACGAAACCAGGCAGUGGCCCAAUUGGAGCGCAUUAGCUAAAGACUUCAUCGACCGAUUUGCGUACAAUGUUGAGAUAGUUCAUGAUCGGUAUUCUCUAGAGAAGGUGAAGCAGAAAUCGACUGAAAGCUAUCGGGAAUUUGCCUACAGAUGGAGGAAAGAAGCAGGAAGGGUGAGGACUCCAAUGACCGAAAAGGAGAUUAAUCAUUUUGUUAGUCGGAGCCAAAUUCGCCGAGAUAGUCAAAGUUGGCGAGACUAUCAAAGACGGUCUGAAGUCGGGGAAGAUAGCUCGAGUAUCCGCGUCACCUGGAUCUUCCGAAUUGAUGAGGAAGAAGAGAGAGAAGGUUGCCGCUGUUUCAUAUGGGGGAAAAAAACUCCCAGAAACUCGUCGCGUCCUCAAGAUUGCUCCAAGCCUUCACCAAAGUCUCACCAAGCCUAUUACCCACAGUCCAAUCAUCCCAACAACCACAAUACUGCCCCUACCUAUCCAAAUGCUCAAUCGAGCUACCGAGCGCCUUCCCCCACUUUUCAAGUCCAAGCUCCAACAUAUCAAAAUCCCCUCCCGAAUUACCAAGCUCCAGUGCCAAAUUACCAGACAAACCCUUACCCUAGAACCCAAGCUCCUCGUCCAAAUACCCGCAAAUAUCAACAGGUUCCUCCCCCUCAGCAAAGCGGGUAUGAUCCUUCUCGUCCCAGUGUUGGACAUGACACAGAAGACUGUAUCAAUCUUAAGCACAAUAUCCAGGAUCUGAUCGACCAGGAGGUAGUCUCCCUCCAACCGGCGGUGCCGAAUGUCAAUACAAACCCGUUGUCGAAUCAUGGGGGUGGCAACAUUAAUAUGAUUGAAAUGGACGAAGACGGGUGUGGAACAAAGAGGAUUACUCUUGUUGCGCAGGAAGACUUGGAAAGGGCUGUCGCUUCUUUAAGCGUCAAAUAA
Messenger RNA from Solanum pennellii, 1284 nucleotides. RefSeq lists its product as uncharacterized. NCBI's taxonomy places the organism in Eukaryota, Viridiplantae, Streptophyta, Magnoliopsida, Solanales, Solanaceae. The record is from RefSeq and is a predicted model, not a curated record. The transcript has 4 exons. Bases 1 to 1284 code for a protein of 427 amino acids.